AUGUUUAGACAAACCUUACGUCAAGUCGCUAGACAAUCAGCUACUGUUGUCAGAAGAAACUAUGCCACUGAAGCUGCCACGUCCGACGCAUUAAAGUUAUCAUUAGCUUUACCACACCAAACUUUAUACUCAGAAAGUGAAGUUGAACAAGUCAACUUACCAUCAAUUAAUGGUGACUUAGGUAUCUUAGCUAACCAUAUUCCAAUUGUUGAACAAUUAAGACCAGGUUUAUUAGAAAUCAUUUCCAAGGGUGGUGAAACCGAACAAUACUUUGUAAGUGGUGGUAUUGCUACUGUCCAACCAGGUAACAAAUUGACCAUCAGUGCCAUCGAAGCAUUCAAACCAGAACAAUUCGAUGCCCAAGCAGUCAAGUCAUUAAUUGCUGACGCACAAAAGAGAGCCAGCUCUUCUGACGAAGUUGUUGUUGCUGAAGCCAAUAUCGAAUUAGAAGUUUUAGAAGCUUUACAAGGGGUUGCCAAAUAG
Debaryomyces tyrocola is the source of this 483-nucleotide messenger RNA. The record is from the annotation of a GenBank genome assembly. Lineage: Eukaryota; Fungi; Ascomycota; Pichiomycetes; Serinales; Debaryomycetaceae.